Molecule: messenger RNA, 837 nt
Organism: Trypanosoma theileri
Lineage: Eukaryota; Euglenozoa; Kinetoplastea; Trypanosomatida; Trypanosomatidae
Exons: 1
Coding region: 1-837 (278 amino acids)
Source: RefSeq, a predicted model, not a curated record
AUGAUGCGCUACGUGCUGUGUAUCCUCGCUCUCCUGCUCUCAUGUGCGUGUGUGCACGUCCUCGCUGAAGAAGUGCCUGCGGCCGAUCUUUCCGACCAAGUCCCUGAUACGGAGAGUGAGACAAAGAUUCUUCUUCACGGUACUGGUGAUUCUCCUCCUGCUGAUCCUGGUACUCCUCUUCCUACUGGUCCUGGUGAAGCUGAAUGCCCUUCCGUCGCUGUUGGUGAUAAUGAAAAAUGUCGUGCUACUACUACAAGUGGAUCUUCUGGACGUGGAAGUGAUGGUAGUAGUGGUAGUGCAGACACACAACUUACACAAGUUACAGCACAAAUGACUGAGACGGUCAGUGGUGUACAAGUCUCACAGGGUCCUCCCGGUGAAUCUAGUACUGCAGGUGCUGAUACCACAGGUAGAGAUGCUGCUGCUGCUCCCUCUCCUAGUCCUACUUCUGAAUCUACUACUACUGAUGGAAGUGGUGGUGCUGUGUCUGCAAGUGAAGGUCAAGAUGGAGGAAGUGCGGGAAAUGCAAAUGGAGCAGCCGAACAUUCUUCUACUAACGGUUCAACCUCAGUGAGCGGUGGUGAAAAUUCUAGUGCCACAACGAAUGAGAACGACCCCUCAUUUGCAGGAACUGCAAAUUCUGGGGAUGAUACUACAACAAAUAAUGAAGAAUCAACCACUGCUACUACCACCACCACCACCACCACAACACUUCCUCCUGAACUCACAAACAACAAGAAGGGUGAUGCAGACAGCAGCAGCAGUAUCAGCAGUUCUGUGUGGGUGCGUGUACCACUAAUGAUUGUGGUUACACUGGCCUGUAUUCUUGUGUGCUGA